Messenger RNA from Mixia osmundae IAM 14324, 2011 nucleotides. RefSeq names its product glycosyltransferase family 20 protein. Bases 57 to 1982 code for a protein of 641 amino acids. The transcript has 10 exons. Gene Ontology annotation, cellular component: alpha,alpha-trehalose-phosphate synthase complex (UDP-forming); cytosol. Gene Ontology annotation, biological process: cellular response to heat; trehalose biosynthetic process. The record is from RefSeq and is a predicted model, not a curated record. Lineage: Eukaryota; Fungi; Basidiomycota; Mixiomycetes; Mixiales; Mixiaceae. Gene Ontology annotation, molecular function: catalytic activity.
GUAGCGCUUAGCUGGCAGCCUCCUCCUGAGGACGCUCGAGUCUCUGCAAAGCAGCCAUGGCAUCGCCUGAAGAGUCAUCAGACGAGCGUAUGGCCGGCUCCUCCCUCACAGAUGACGAGAGCAGACCAGCACGCCCACACAUCGCACUAGACGCAGCAGCUCGAGCAAGUCGACAGACAAGACGGUCUCAAACGCCCAGCACGGCCACAUCCUAUCGUCCGGCUUCUAGCUUCGGCUAUUCUCAUCCUCCCAUUCGUCCACAGCUUGGACCUGGUCUGGCCGGUACUUCACCGCCCCGCCCACGUUCACGUUUGGGCGGUUCAUCAAAGAAUGGACUGAUUGAGAUGGUCCCUGUGCCCGCUAGCGGAGCUUCCAUGAACCGACAACCCGCAAAGACAAUCAAAAAGGAUCAGGAUGGCCAUGCGAAAGCGCCCAGUCUGACAAAACUGGACAACAAUUCGAGGAUCAUCAUCGUUUCCAAUCGUUUGCCUGUCACGAUCAGUCGCAAGGAAGACGGGACGUACGACUUUGCAAUGAGCAGCGGUGGACUCGUCUCUGCUCUCUCUGGUUGCAAACGUCAGAUGGCCUUUACCUGGAUCGGCUGGCCUGGGUUUGAUCCGCCCGACGACGAGAAGGAAGAGCUCACUCGACGACUCAUGGAAGAGUACUCCUGCAAGCCUGUCUUCAUGUCGGCCGAAAUCGCGGAUCGGCAUUACAACGGCUUCUCCAAUUCCAUCCUCUGGCCACUUUUUCACUACCAUCCAGCGGAGAUCGUUUUUGACGAGCUGAACUGGCUUGCGUAUCGUGAAGCCAACAUGCUCUUUGCAGAGGCCGUCAGAAAGGAAGUCAGAGCGUCCGACAUGGUAUGGGUACAAGAUUAUCACCUCAUGCUCCUGCCGAUGAUGCUACGCGUCACCAUCGAAGGCCUCUCGAGUAUGGGCGAAUCGGCCGAGAAAGAGAUGAAGAAUCUCUAUCGGGGCUUGCAGCGAACCGAGAGCAGAAAGCGAAUCGCAACCCAGGGCGCAGGCACGAGCGAUGGCGAUACCACUCGAGGCAAUAUCAAGAUUGGCUUCUUCCUUCACACUCCCUUUCCGAGUUCGGAAAUCUACAGGAUCUUGCCGGUACGGCGAGAGAUCUUGAUGGGUCUCUUGCAUUGUGACCUCAUCGGCUUCCACACCUACGACUAUGCCCGUCAUUUUCUGUCGAGUUGUACGCGCAUUCUCGGCGUGCCCACCAUGCCCAACGCUGUCGAAUUCGAUGACCGGUACGCCAACGUGGGCACCUUCCCCAUCGGCAUCGAUCCGGACACUUUUGUCGAGGCGCUGGCUAAACCGAAAGUGUCGGAUCGGAUCGCUGCUCUCCGACAUCGGUUCGAGGGCAUCAAGAUCAUCGUUGGCGUGGACAGACUCGACUACAUCAAAGGCGUGCCCCAGAAACUGCACGCCUUUGAGAUCUUUCUCUCAGAGCAUCCGGAAUGGAUUGGUAAGGUCGUUCUCGUUCAAGUCGCGGUACCCUCUCGAGGCGACGUCGAAGAGUAUCAAACCUUACGCGCAAUGGUCAAUGAGCUCGUCGGACGUAUCAACGGACGAUUCGGAACCGUCGAACAUAUGCCGAUACAUUUCAUGCACCGGAGCGUCGACUUUGACGAGCUGUGCGCUCUCUAUGCCAUCUCUGAUGCCGCUCUCAUCACUUCUACACGCGACGGCAUGAACCUCGUCUCAUACGAGUAUAUCGCUUGUCAGAAGGGUCAGCACGGCGCGUUGAUCCUAUCAGAGUUUACGGGUGCUGCGCAUUCUCUCAACGGAUCCAUCAUCGUCAAUCCUUGGAACACAGCGGAAGUAGCGGACGGCAUUCACAAAGCGUUGACGAUGCCGCCCGCAUUGCGCAAGGCGAACUACGAGAAGCUCUACAGCUACAUCUCCAAAUACACGGCCGCAUACUGGGGACUCUCAUUCGCAAGUUGGUUGCAACAUCAGGCCUAGAUACACACGCAGGAUACGAUCGUGUUGAU